AAAGAGAGAGAGGGGAGGAGGGAGCCGUCGCCGCCAUCUUGUGUGAGGGAGCGACCGGAUCAGCCAGCCAGGAAGAAAAGAAGGAAGCAGGGAGGGAAGGAAGCAGCUAGUCAGCCGCCGACCCACCGCGGAGGAGCCGCCAUGAACCCCGAGUAUGACUACCUGUUCAAGCUGCUUCUGAUUGGCGACUCCGGCGUGGGGAAGUCCUGCCUCUUGCUACGGUUCGCUGAUGACACCUACACAGAAAGCUACAUUAGCACCAUCGGGGUGGACUUCAAAAUUCGCACCAUCGAGCUGGAUGGCAAAACCAUCAAACUGCAAAUUUGGGACACGGCUGGGCAAGAACGGUUCCGAACCAUCACCUCCAGCUACUACCGAGGGGCACACGGCAUCAUUGUGGUGUAUGAUGUGACGGAUCAGGAAUCCUACAACAACGUGAAGCAGUGGCUGCAGGAAAUCGAGCGCUACGCCAGUGAGAAUGUCAACAAGCUCCUUGUGGGCAACAAAUGCGACUUGACCACGAAGAAGGUGGUGGACUACACGACCGCCAAGGAGUUCGCAGACUCCCUUGGGAUCCCCUUCCUGGAGACGAGCGCCAAGAACGCCACCAACGUGGAGCAGUCGUUCAUGACGAUGGCGGCCGAGAUCAAGAAGCGCAUGGGCCCCGGAGCCACAGCGGGCGGAGACAGACCCAACCUGAAAAUCGACAGCACUCCGGUCAAACAGGGAGGCGGCGGCUGCUGCUGAGGAGGAGGGACAUGAUCGUGUCGGAAGGGAGGGGGCUGGGACCUGGGGCAGGCUGGGGAGAGGGAGCCUGCCCCUGCCCCUGCUGUCCAGCCCCCCCCUCCUGCUUUUCUUCUUCUCUGAAGGUGGCUUUCCCGGAUGAUACCUCGCCGGAGGGGGACGGGGCCUCCCUCCCCUUCCAGCUCAGCUGCUCAGAGUGCUGUUGAGUUCCCUUGGCCUGUAUCUUUAUUUUUUCCCCACUUAAGUCUGUAUGGGAUUGGGGGUGGGGGAGGCAGUGGGUUUGGGGGUGGGUGGGCUCUGUACAGGCCAAAGGCUUCCUGACCACUUGGGGAGGAGGGGGUGAUGCUUGCUCAUCUGCCUUGUGGAGGGGGGGGGCGGCGCUCUCCCCCACUGGCCCCGUAGGCGAGGUCUGGGCAAUGGUUCUCUUCGCUGGUUUCGUUUUGCUGCCCUUCUAAUCUCCUUCCAUUCCUCCUCCCCCCCUUGUGAUUUUUCUAAUCUGGGGCAGAGCUUUCAACUCUUUCCCUGCUGCCCCCUUUUCCCUGCUGCCCCAUGGAUUUUUCCGUCUCUGCUGUGGGCAGGCCUGAGUUCCUGUCUGUGUGUCAUCCCUCCUGCUGGCAUAUGAUUGGUGGCUCGCUUGUGGGGAGGGUUUAGCUGGCAGAAGGCUGGGGUACGUCUCUGUGUGUGUCUCUCCCACCCACCUCUCCAAACUCCCAUUUUGGGAAGGCACAGUGGCCUUCCACGGCCAUCCCUCCACACGCCGUGACUUCUUCCUUCCUGGCUAUGACAGGGGCUUGGUAUUUCCUGUCCAAUCGCCCCUUGAAUCCCACCGUUUUGUUCUACCACUACGUCAUUUCUCCCACCAUCGCCUCUCACUGCUGUUCCUGAAACUCUUCCUCUCAGGGCCCCCCUGUUCCACAGCCCCGCCCCUUCCUUUCUCCACCCUCACUUCCCCUCCACCCCCUGGCCGUGUUUCUCAGCCUGCUCUAGGAAUGGACCUCACGCUGACCUCUCACAGGAGGGGCAUUUGUCCUAUGGCCUCCCUCCCUCCUUCACUAGCACUGCUGCUUCCUCGCCCAAGCGGCGGGUAGUACGUGUCAAGCUAAUUUCUAACUCUUAACUCUUCCUCAAGCCUGAAGUGGGAGGAAGGGGAGAUGGUUGAGGCGGGGGGGGGCUUCCCCAGCUUCUGCAUUCCACAGUUAAUGAAUGUAUCCUUGGACAGCUGGGCCACCUCUGCGCUUUGUGAGCAGCUUCAGGCACGAUCCGAGUGCAGCCCCACUCGCCUUUGGCCACCUUGGCAUCCUUCAAUCCCAACCUUCCUCUCAGUCCCUUGCUGGUUUUGCAGGGGGCUAUGUAGCUGGAUCCUUUCAUUUGCACCCACACUUUUUCUCCCAGUAUCAAUGACCAAAUUGAAGCCCAUCCGUCCCCCUGGUGCUGGGCCAUGGCUCCCAAGAAUGCUCUACUGUGUGUGUGUGUCUCUGUAUGUGCGUCUCUCUCUCUCUUAGCACCAGGAAGCUGCAUUUUCCAAAUUGCUUCACUGCCCUGUUCAUCACUUCACCUCUCCUGUUCCCUUCUCCCCCACCCCCUCUUUAUUUAAGGAACGUCAGGGACCCCGCUGGGCCAGGCAGUGGGUGGAAAGUUUUGUUUGUCAGCUUUUUUUUUCACAAGUGAAAUUAAAUACACAAAUGAGAGGAAAAGAGAAAAGGAAAAAAAUAAAUAAAACAUAACCAGCCUCUGCAAAAUGAGGGAUUUUCAGGCCUG
This is a messenger RNA of Elgaria multicarinata webbii, 2502 nucleotides long. RefSeq names its product RAB1B, member RAS oncogene family (gene RAB1B). The record is from RefSeq and is a predicted model, not a curated record. The transcript is spliced from 6 exons. Gene Ontology annotation, biological process: vesicle-mediated transport. Bases 142 to 747 code for a protein of 201 amino acids. Gene Ontology annotation, molecular function: GTP binding; GTPase activity. NCBI's taxonomy places the organism in Eukaryota, Metazoa, Chordata, Lepidosauria, Squamata, Anguidae.